This is a messenger RNA of Dermatophagoides pteronyssinus (European house dust mite), 1539 nucleotides long. RefSeq lists its product as uncharacterized. The record is from RefSeq and is a predicted model, not a curated record. NCBI's taxonomy places the organism in Eukaryota, Metazoa, Arthropoda, Arachnida, Sarcoptiformes, Pyroglyphidae.
AUGAAUAUCGAUAAUCCUGAACAGAAUUAUUUCUUAAUAAACGAUUGGAAAGAUGUUGUCUAUGAUGAAAUAGAAGAACUGCAAGAAGAAUUAGAGGAAAUAAAAGAAGAUUCGAUCGAGAGUUUAUUUUUCGACCAGGUCACAACAAAUUUAUCUCAAAAAAGUCGAUCCAGAUUUUUGGAUGUUGUCGUCAAAUUGAAUCAAAUAAGAAUCGAACAUAAUAUAAGCGUAAAAGCUAUCAAAUCUAUUAGCGAUCUGUAUAUGGACCUGAUAACAAAUCCACCAAAAGAAUCAUUUUUUAAUGAAGGAAUUUCAAAAAUCACAAAAUCGAAAUAUUUAUUGGAUAAGUCAAUCAAAAGAAUGCCUAAUUACAUCAGUCCAAUAAGAUACAAAAACUUAAAAUACGACAUUAAUUUUGUAUACAUGCCAAUCAAAAAAAUCAUUCCUCAACUAAUGAGCGAAGCUGUAACAGCAUCUAUUCUAAAAGAGAAUGAUAGUAACGUAUCUGCUUAUGUGAAAGAAAAUAAAUUGGCUAGAACAAUACGUUUAAUUUUAUAUGCCGAUGACUUUGGGAUGGUGAACCCAAUUGGGUACGCCAAAGGUAGACACAAAAUUUUGGCAUUUUAUAUGGACAUCGAUUGUCCGAUCGAAUUAAGACAAAAGUCAAGGUCUAUUCCUUUUGUUAUUUUGGCUGAAAGAAAUAAAAAUCUAAAAUCUGAAAAUUUAGUAUUGGUAUUAAAACCAUUUAUUGAUGAACUAUUGAUUUUGCAGUUUUAUCUUGAAAAAUUUGAUAUCGAAUUACCAGUUAAGCUUGCAUUUAUCAUUGGAGAUAAUCUUUCCGUAGCCGAACUUCUUGGAUUUAAACAGACAUUCGGGCCGGGCUUUAUUUGCAGAUAUUGUCAACAUACCUACAAACAAAUCAAGAAUCCAGAAAUUCGAUGUUCAAAUCCUCUUAAUAUCACACUAUCGGAUGAAGUACUUCGGACUGAAAUAGAUAAAGUGAAAUCAAACAAAAAUCAUAAAAGUACAUUUGGAAUAAAAUAUCCUUCGCCAUUUUUACAUAUGGAUUUGAACAUAUUUAAAAUAUCACCACCUGAUGUAUUUCACGAUUUUACUGAAGGGGUUUUAGCUACAUUACUGUCAUUCAUUUUGAAAAAAACAAAGAUCAAUUGGGACGAGCUGGACCGGCGAAUGUCCAGAAUCAAAUGGAUAAACGAAAAAAUAACGAUAGGACCGCAGUUCCAAAUAAAUGGAAAAGCAGCACAAAAAUUUGAAUUUUUUACACGUCUAAUCGAGAUUUUUCCUGAAUGGGUGGAAACAACCUCCAUAUCUGAAUUUUACGAUAUUUCGAGAAAGGUCAUUCACAGGAUUUUUAACAAAUCCGAAAAUUCUGGUUCAUCCGAACUAGAUUCAUUAAUCUCAUCAUUCAUUGAGAUGAUGGAGACAAAUAACAUGGUUACUCCAAAAUUGCAUUUCAUUUCACAUUAUUCUGAAAUGAUGAACUUUUACGGCAAUUUAGGUAAAUUUGCCACAAUGUGC